This is a messenger RNA of Lepus europaeus (European hare), 1092 nucleotides long. It is a transcript of the gene GFI1B, whose product is annotated as growth factor independent 1B transcriptional repressor. Gene Ontology annotation, molecular function: DNA-binding transcription factor activity, RNA polymerase II-specific; RNA polymerase II cis-regulatory region sequence-specific DNA binding. Lineage: Eukaryota; Metazoa; Chordata; Mammalia; Lagomorpha; Leporidae. The transcript is spliced from 6 exons. Bases 1 to 1092 code for a protein of 363 amino acids. Gene Ontology annotation, biological process: regulation of transcription by RNA polymerase II. Gene Ontology annotation, cellular component: nucleus. The record is from RefSeq and is a predicted model, not a curated record.
AUGCCACGCUCCUUCUUGGUGAAGAGCAAGAAGGCUCACUCCUACCACGAGCCCCGCUCCCAGGACGACCCCGUCUGGCCUCCUGCUCCCAGCCCAGUGGCCAAGGACCAAAUCCCGAGCAGCGGCCCUGCCCUCAGCUCCUUCUUCCCAAACCAGGGCCUGGACUGGGCCAGCCGCAAGCGGGAGGCGGAGCCACAGCCAGACCAGGGCUUGUCCAGGGUGGCCUCGGCCCCAGAGGGCCCCCUGGUGAUGUCCCGAGCCCAGGAUGGGGGCUCUCCACUCUCCGACUCGCCACCAUUCUACAAGCCCAACAUCUCCUGGGACACGCUGGCCUCGACCUACAGCCAUGGCUACCGGCAGGCCCCCUCCACCGUGCAGGCCGCCUUCCUGGAGCGCUCCGUCAGCCUGUACGGCAGCCCCCUGGUGCCCAGCACCGCCGAGCCACCCCUGGACUUCAGCCUGCACUACUCCCCAGGCAUGGACGCCUAUCACUGUGUCAAGUGCAACAAGGUCUUCUCCACGCCACACGGGCUCGAAGUGCACGUCCGCCGCUCCCACAGCGGGACCCGGCCCUUCGCCUGUGACAUCUGCGGCAAAACCUUCGGCCACGCCGUGAGCCUGGAGCAGCACACACACGUCCACUCCCAGGGCAUCCCGGCCGGGCCCAGCCCCGCGCCCAGCGUGGGGCUCCCGGGCCUCGAGGCCCCGCCUGCGCCUGAGCCCCCGGGGCCUCGUUUCCUCCGGCAGGAGCGCACCUUCGAGUGCCGGAUGUGCGGCAAAGCCUUCAAGCGCUCGUCCACUCUGUCCACGCACCUGCUCAUCCACUCGGACACGCGGCCCUACCCCUGCCAGUUCUGCGGCAAGCGCUUCCACCAGAAGUCAGACAUGAAGAAGCACACCUACAUACACACAGGUGAGAAGCCGCACAAGUGCCAGGUGUGUGGCAAGGCCUUCAGCCAGAGCUCCAACCUCAUCACCCACAGUCGCAAGCACACGGGCUUCAAGCCGUUCAGCUGUGAGCUGUGCGCCAAGGGCUUCCAGCGCAAGGUGGACUUACGGCGGCACCGCGAGAGCCAGCACAACCUCAAGUGA